UGCAUAGUUUAAGUUUCUUUUGAAUCUAACCACCAUGGGUAUUUCUCGAGAUCACUGGCAUAAGCGACGUGCCACUGGUGGCAAAAGGAAACCUCUUCGUAAGAAGAGGAAGUUCGAGUUAGGACGUCCAGCUGCAAAUACUAAGCUUGGAGCACAACGUAUUCAUACGGUACGUACACGAGGCGGAAACAAAAAGUACAGAGCUCUUCGUUUGGACACAGGCAACUUUUCAUGGGGAUCAGAAUGUUGCACAAGGAAAACACGUGUUAUUGAUGUAGUCUAUAAUGCAUCAAACAAUGAAUUAGUGAGAACCAAGACUCUUGUGAAAAAUGCAAUUGUCACCAUUGAUGCAACACCUUUUAGACAAUGGUACGAAAGCCACUAUGUUUUACCGUUGGGUCGUAAACGAGGUGCUAAGCUAACUGAAGCUGAAGAAGAAGUUUUGAAUAAAAAACGUUCGAAAAAAGUAGAUGCUAAAUACAAAGCGAGGCAACGAUUUGCCAAAGUUGAACCAGCUUUAGAAGAGCAAUUCGCCACGGGUCGCGUCCUCGCAUGCAUAGCAAGUAGGCCUGGACAAUGCGGUCGGGCGGAUGGUUACAUACUGGAAGGAAAGGAACUUGAAUUUUACAUGAGAAAAAUUAAGAGCAAGAAAGCUAAAUAGAGAGAUGUAACUAUGAGAAGAAAAAGGCACAUCUCUCUUUUUUUAACAUUAUCUUUAUUAUAACUUUUGUGUACAGAACAACAAUAAAUUACAGUACAGGAGAGAUUGUACGAAUAUAAACUGAUAAA
Messenger RNA from Osmia lignaria (orchard mason bee), 789 nucleotides. Its product is annotated as small ribosomal subunit protein eS8-like. Gene Ontology annotation, biological process: translation. Gene Ontology annotation, molecular function: structural constituent of ribosome. Gene Ontology annotation, cellular component: ribosome. NCBI's taxonomy places the organism in Eukaryota, Metazoa, Arthropoda, Insecta, Hymenoptera, Megachilidae. The record is from RefSeq and is a predicted model, not a curated record.